GGAAGGAAGCAACGGAAAAGGAAGUGAAACGCCACGUGCGGAGUGAUUUUUGUUUUCCAACCGAUCUCGAAAAAAGGUCGAUCAUGAAGCUGAGCAAGAUCUUCAACCACAAGUUUGUGCUCGGCAGUUGCAAUCUCAUUUUCAUGCUCUGCGGCGUCACACUCCUCGCUACGGGAUUUUACAUGUUCACCGAUGCCCCCCGGAUAUUGCUUUCCCGCCUACUGAUCUCAGCAACCGAACACCAGAAAACUGCUCUCUCGGAGCUCGAGCAGCCGCUGUUCUACUAUGUAGCUCUUGGUCUCACCAUAGCAGGCCUGAUCGCCAUAACUGCAGCCCUACUUGGAUGCUGGGCAUCCUGCAUGAACACAUACUGCGUACUGACCAUCUACUUCCUCAUCAUUCUCGCUCUCCUGAUCGCCGAGUUCGGCGUCUGCCUGAUGAUCACCGCCUGGCCGCAGUGUCUCGGUCUCAAUCUGGACGAAACGGCCAUGGUCAAAGCGCUGCAGGGCAGCUACGGUGUCCCGGAUCAUGAGCAGUUUACCGCCGCAAUGGAUCUGGCACAAACCAUCUUCGAGUGCUGUGCCAUCAACACGGCCAUCAACUACGACACCUCGCUGUGGAAGCUGCAAAGUCUGGGCAAAAAGGAACUGACAGUGCCGCUCACCUGUUGCCGGCUGCAGAAUCGCUACGAGUUCUCCGCCUACCUGGAUCCGAUCCCGAUGAACCUGACCCUCUGCCAAGCGCUGCAACCACACGACUACGAAGGCAACAGGCAUUUGGACGGCUGCCUGCACAAGAUCGAAGUGUGGUACCGGGAGCAGUAUUUUCUGUUCCUGUGCGCAGGGCUGAUCGUUGCCGUGGUGGAGUUCUGCGUUCUUCUCAGUAUCAUCCUCAGUUGUACGAAGCUGCCCCGGAAGUCGGCCGGUAUGAGUCCGGAGCGGCUUCCGCCAACGACGGCGCUGGCCCGACAGAGACGACCCGGUGCGAGAGAUAAUAUCUACGAGCGGGACCUGCCGACACCGAUGCCGAUACCGACGAUUCGGGAGACGUACCUUCAGCCGAAGGACUACACCAAAGCAAGGCACGAGAUUCCGUUCAACACCGGAUCGCACUACUAUCAGAUCUCCAAGAGCUAUCUGGUGUAGGAGGUGUCUUUGAGGUUGCAGAAGUGUGUUUGCAUGUAACAA
This is a messenger RNA of Ochlerotatus camptorhynchus, 1187 nucleotides long. RefSeq names its product Tetraspanin 68C (gene Tsp68C). Gene Ontology annotation, cellular component: plasma membrane. Bases 84 to 1145 code for a protein of 353 amino acids. NCBI's taxonomy places the organism in Eukaryota, Metazoa, Arthropoda, Insecta, Diptera, Culicidae. The transcript is spliced from 4 exons. The record is from RefSeq and is a predicted model, not a curated record.